Messenger RNA from Megachile rotundata (alfalfa leafcutting bee), 3507 nucleotides. RefSeq lists its product as uncharacterized. Gene Ontology annotation, biological process: Ras protein signal transduction. The record is from RefSeq and is a predicted model, not a curated record. Gene Ontology annotation, molecular function: guanyl-nucleotide exchange factor activity. Lineage: Eukaryota; Metazoa; Arthropoda; Insecta; Hymenoptera; Megachilidae. Gene Ontology annotation, cellular component: plasma membrane.
AUGUCACAGUCCGGCUCUGGAGGGGUGGACGAUAAUCAGGAACAGAGUCAGGUCGGUCAAACGAUGGAGAAUCAACAGACAACGUGUCAGAACGGACGGGCUGAACCGCCAGCCGAUAAUGCCAAACAAGAUUUGUCUAAUGGCUUUGAGAAUCGGACUAUCGAGUACGACAGGUUCACUCAAGACAGAUCUCAGCAGAAUCCGUCGACCGGUCAGAACCAAGAACAACAACAACAGCAACAGCAAACUCAGCAGACUGGUCAAUAUCCGACUGGAAGGAAGCAAUCUGUGGCUGGGGUCCCUGAAGACAGACAUCCCCCGACAGGACAACUUCCUCCACAACAGUACCCUCAAGAAAAAACCACUCUCGAGAGAGCGCAGCACGUCUCUCAAACUAGCACUCAAACUUUGCCUGUCCAGGCGCAGCCACAGUUCGUGCCUGAUUACGAUCAGACCCAGUACACGCAGAUCCGAAGUCAGUUCGAGGUGAGGCCGCAAAUGUACCCUCAGCAGACGCAAUACGCUGAAAGAGCCGGUUACGUGACCAGAGACGUCACGUACAGAGAUCAAGCGUUGUAUCAAGGAGGGACGGCUAACCCCGUGUUCACUGGUCAAGGUCAGUACGUAACAGUGCAACACGGGUCGCAGAUGCCCUCCCAGUCGGCCAGUCCUCAACCACCAUAUUUCUCAGGCGUAGUAGUGCCCCAACCGCCAGGCUACGUGCAGUUCGGCACCCAACCGCAAUACUCCUACAGCCAAUAUCCCCAAACUGUGAUGAACGCAGUUCCGUAUAAUCCUCACGCGGGCAUUUACCCAGCUCAACAGUUUGGUCAGCAGUCACCGAAUCCUCAGAGAUUUUCUCAGGAGUUGGGUCAGUACCAGACUCAGCCGAUCAUUCAGCCGAUUGCUCAGAACGUCGGUCACGGAAUGGCGAUGGCGACGACCGAACGACCCAGUCGCGGGCCAAAACCUAUGGUACCGCCGAGGGGGAACUCGAAGAUCACCCACGACACUGGGCACCGAAAGUCGGCGAGUGUAGACGUGCCCGGCAUGCAGAAACCCAAGUACGAUCCUAAUCAGAAUCUGCCGCAAGAACAAAUUCAUCGUAGUGACGGAGCAAUCAUUGUUCAGGGGACGCAGAUCGUUUCCGACGGCCAAGAUCGGAGAUAUCUAACGACUAUUAAUCAAAAUCCCAGGACAAGACAGGAUGGGUUGUAUGUGGACACAAAUGGAGAUCCUCCUGGCCGAGAGAAAAUGUGCGAAGCAGUGGGCACAGAUUGCGGACUCUAUGUAACGAGACCUGAACAUAGGAAGUCUAUAUCGGUGGACGUUACGUCUAGUUUUCCGCGACGGAAUGACACAAUUACUUUCACGUUUCCCGGUGACACUAGUCAAGAAAUAUUAAUGCCGGUCAGAAAGACCGGAACCAUGGUGGAUCCGAAACGAGCCGAAGCCAAUCAAGUGUACCCGCCUGAUCAAAGGCGGUUGGAUACGAGCUUGAGAGUAUCGCCGAUGGCUUUUGAUACGAGACAAGAAAAUAGGAAAAGUAUGGGAGCUGACAGAAAGCCCGAAUGGGGCAACGUGAGCCCUAAUCAAAGAGUCGCGAUGCCGCAAGAAAACAGACGAUCUGAUUACUUCGAGGAGCAUAGAAGAUCGCCUAUGACUAUAGAGGGCAAGAGAAUGGAGGACGUAAGGAGAUCGCCGAUGCCGUUCAUGCCGAUCAGGGAAGGUUCCGUGGAUCGUGCCGGACAAAAGAGUCCGUCGUUCGUAAACCAGAAUUUCGAGAAGACCAGACAAGAGCUCGCAAUAUGGGCCGAGCAGAAGCAACGGCAGGAACACGAGAGAAGCAUGAUGCAGAACCAACUGCUUUCGACUAGUCCACGUUCCCGCAAUCAUUCCGAAGAGAGAAGAGAUCAGAGACCCUUGCACCAGCAGGACGAACGUAAGGAGACCAGAAUGACCCAAUCAGCCUUCCAACCGAUUCCAAAUAUCAGUCAGAGCACGAUAAUGGAACAGAGACGCCAUUUGCGACACGUAAGCGCGGAUCUAACGAAGCACAUGGAGCUAUCCAGGAAGGAAUUCGAUGAUCAACCAAUUAGCGGUUCGGUAGCUAAUCUUGGUCCACCAGUCAGCACAGUUUCGUCCCAAAGAGCCAGUCCUAACAUAUGUCACCAGUAUCCAGCUCUCAGCGAGGCAAAGUUAGAUACCAAAACUGUAUUAACAGUGGUCACAGAUUUUGGCGAGAGUAGCCUUAACAAACCGAUAGAUCAGGUCGAUCAUAUAAUUCACAGUCACCGUAAAAGUCACAACGUCUCGAACAAUUUGCUGACCCAUAGCAAGAGUCAGACAGACAAUCUUCAGAGUCAGCUCGACGCACAAAACGAGAAAUCCGAUACUCUCCAGGCGCAGCAACAACAACUGCAAAACCAACAGAGCCUCGAUUUGAUUUCCGAGAAGCUCAGCCAAUUCGAACGUCAACAGAGCGAUCUUCAGGCGAAACUACAAUGCCUACAUAAUCAGAACCAGAUCCUUGAUAAGGUGGCCCAGUUCCAGCAUCAGCAGAGUGACUUACAGGCCCGUCUACAGAGCCUACAGACGCAGAACCAGUUGUGCGAUAAACUGCAAAGAUCCACGGAUUUCCAGCAACACACGGCCGGAAACGAGAUUCAUCAGAUCCAAUCGAAUUCUCUGUCCAACCACCAGGAAUCGAUGUGCGAUAAGACUUGCUCGUCUUCGCAAACCCAGCACGCGUCGCAUAGUCAUCAUCAAACGUUAUUGACCGCCGCCUAUGCACAGAACUCUAAUCAUCAAUCCUGCCAAUCGUCUGUCUGCGAGAAACUAUCGCCUAGGCUUCAACACGACACCAGCGACCCGAAUUCUAUUCAGAUACCGAACAUGUCACAGAUGCCAUUGCCCUGUCUCCCGCAAUUCGACCGUACCGACGCGUCACGUGCUUCGUUCUCGCAGUUUCAUCGGCUUCAAUGUCAGAUUGAAGGACACGAGGCAGCACCCACCGCAUCGUUCACGGGCACCCUGAAGAAAGUACCUCCCGAAAAGCCACCGAGAACUUCGCUCAUUGUACAAUCGCCCGAAUCCGAGAGCAACAGAAGCCAGCCAGCCAUCGGACUGAAGCAGACGCCGAAGGCGAGGGUAAGUUUAUUCCAUAAAUAUGCACCGCGCCCCAUUCUGCACUGUGUUGCCGUUAGUUUUUGCACGGAGUUAAAAAGUGCAAUGUCUCGUGGAAAAGGACUUUCAGAUAGAGAAAACGCCAUGAUCGAUGCUUUUCACAUUGAAUGCAAAAGUUACAGUUAUUUUAAACCAAUCAAGUUAAAAUAUAGAACAAAUCAUGUAAAACAAAAGAUACUCUUGUUGAUUGUCAAUACAAUUUUAGCUACUAAAACUAUUAUAACAUCUUUGGACAUUGUUAGGAUGAAAAUGAUACGAAUAAAAAAGGAAUAUAAAUCAGCCAGAGUUUUAUUCGCUAAAGCAAACACAAGUACAGAUUGA